Messenger RNA from Mytilus trossulus (common blue mussel), 1982 nucleotides. Its product is annotated as protein PML-like. Gene Ontology annotation, cellular component: cytoplasm. Gene Ontology annotation, biological process: DNA catabolic process. The coding region runs from base 1 to 1149 and encodes 382 amino acids. Gene Ontology annotation, molecular function: nucleic acid binding; 3'-5'-DNA exonuclease activity. The transcript has 5 exons. Lineage: Eukaryota; Metazoa; Mollusca; Bivalvia; Mytilida; Mytilidae. The record is from RefSeq and is a predicted model, not a curated record.
AUGGAAAACAUGAAUAUUUUUUUGUUUUAUGGAGGGACAAAAUCAUUAAAAGCUAUGGUGUCUUCAGCUGUGAUGCAAAAGAAUGAAGGCUAUGGUUGGUUAAGCAAGGUGAAUAAGAAGUAUUUACUCUCUCCUGGACAUUUGACCAUACUUCAUGGAAUUCGAAAGGAUCGAAGGCGUAAACAGAUUAGGAAAUCACAGUCAACUACUAAUUUCAAAAGAAAAAGACUAACAAUAAAGUCCAAGAAAUUGAAAGAUAAUCAGCGAGAAUCAGUAAAAGAGGGAGACACCUAUGGAGGAGAAAUAGAAGUGCAAGAACAUAUUGACACAGAAACUAUUCCAUCGAAGAUGAAGUUUGGAGGAGAAGAAGCAGUAGUAGUUUUUGAUUUAGAAACAACAGGAUUAUCAAGGAAGUCUGAUAUAACUGAGCUGGCUGCAUUUGAUGGAACCACUGUUUUUAAUGAGUACGUAUCACCUAGGGAGGUUAUUUCACCCAAAUCAUUAGAAAUAACAGGAUUGACUUUUGAUUUUUCUUGUGAUCAGAUGUACCAUCAUGGUAAACCAGUUAAAAGCAGAGACAUUCAGAUUGUACUCCUGGAAUUUAUUGAGUUUAUAAGCAAAAAGAAGAAACCAAUUCUUUUCGGUCACAACAUUGCUUCGUUUGACAUUCCCAUAUUGAUGAACAAACUACGUCAGCACAGUCUUCUUUCAGAAUUCAUGUUACAUAUUUAUGGGUGCAUUGAUACAAUAAAAUUGGCAAGAAGGAAAUUCAAAACUAAAGACAUUGGAAAUCAUAAACAACAAACAUUGGUCACAAAAUUACUGGGCGUAGAAUAUGAUGCUCACAAUGCAUGUGCUGAUGUCACAAGUCUAUUUCAACUUCUUGCGCACUUUGAAUAUUCAGAAAAGGAUGUUUUUCCAUUCAAUUCAGCUUUGCUAACAGAUUCUUACAUUCCCUUGAUAAGGGCCUCACGCAUCACCAAGCUAACAGCUAGAAGAUUAGUAAACAGUGGACUUUGUCUGAAACAUCUACAGUUAGCAUUUAACAGAGACAGUGAAAAUGGCCUCAAAUCUAUUUUGUUAGAGCAUGGCUUUAAUGCCAAAACAGUCACAUGUUUUACUAAAUAUUUUACAUGUACUGAGGAAUAACUUGUUAUUGAUGUAACACACAUGUACCACUAAAUCAUAGAAAGUUACAUUCAGUUGCGUAGGAAAAUUUUAUUGGUUAGUAUUCAGUGAUGGUUAGUUUCUUACAUGCAAUGUAUAAUGUACAGGGUCAUCUUUUUCUAUAGAACUAGUACUGGACAGGAUACAACCUUACUCAUGCUAAAUAUGGAAAAAAAAGAUGUGGUAUUAUUGCCAAUGACACAACUUUCCACAAGAGAACAAAAUGACACACAAAAUUAACAACAAUAUGUCACUGUACCGCUUUCAGCAAUGAGCAAAUCCCAUACCACAAAAUCAGCUAUAAAAAGGCCCUGAAAUGUCAAUGUAAUACAAUUCAAUGGGGAAAACUAACAGUCUAGUUUAUGUACAAUUUAAAAAUGAUUGAGAAACCAAUAUGUACAUGUAACACAUAAACAAACGUCAACCACUGAAUUACAGGCUCAUGAGUUAGAACAGGCACAUUAACACACAAAAUGUGUCAAAGAAAGUAUAUUUUAUUUGAAAAAAAAAUAAUUCUGUACAAUUCUUUGAAAAGUGCAAAUUUAACAAGGACUGUUUAGGAAAAUCAAUGGUGGUAUUACAUCUAUAGGUGACCAGAUUGUAUUGGCACAACCAUUUUAUGAACAUAACAUGGUAUUCAGAAUUGAGAUUACGACUAAUCAGGUUCAUAUGAGUGCAUGUUAUUUUUUUAUUAUUAGAACUCACAGUUAUUAUGUACUUUGUGUUAGGAGUACCACAGAUUUUUAACUGGAAUUUGCUUUGUUUGUAAUUAUGUUUACAUGUAAUGCUUUAUUGAUAUGCAAAGAAAAUAUUAA